Molecule: messenger RNA, 1049 nt
Organism: Dioscorea cayenensis subsp. rotundata (Guinea yam)
Lineage: Eukaryota; Viridiplantae; Streptophyta; Magnoliopsida; Dioscoreales; Dioscoreaceae
Product: proliferating cell nuclear antigen
Exons: 4
Coding region: 1-798 (265 amino acids)
Biological process (GO): translesion synthesis; regulation of DNA replication; mismatch repair
Cellular component (GO): PCNA complex
Molecular function (GO): DNA binding; DNA polymerase processivity factor activity
Source: RefSeq, a predicted model, not a curated record
AUGCUGGAACUAAGGUUGGUGCAGGGGAGCCUGCUGAAGAAGGUGCUGGAGGCCAUCAAGGAGCUCGUUACUGAUGCCAACUUCGAUUGCUCUGCUACCGGCUUCUCCCUCCAGGCCAUGGACUCUAGCCACGUCGCCCUCGUCGCUCUCCUCCUCCGAUCCGAGGGCUUCGAGCACUACCGCUGCGAUCGCAACCUCUCCAUGGGAAUGAAUCUCAAUAACGUCUCCAAGAUGCUCAGAUGCGCCGGCAACGAUGACAUCAUCACCCUCAAGGCCGAUGAUGGCAGCGACACCGUCACCUUCAUGUUUGAAAGCCCCAAUCAAGAUAAGAUUGCUGAUUUUGAGAUGAAGCUAAUGGAUAUCGAUAGCGAGCAUCUCGGCAUCCCAGAAGCAGAGUAUCAUGCUAUUGUGAAGAUGCCAUCCGCCGAGUUUGCCAGGAUUUGCAAAGAUCUUAGCAGCAUUGGUGACACAGUUGUGAUUUCAGUGACAAAGGAAGGAGUCAAGUUUUCUACAAGAGGAGACAUUGGGAAUGCAAACAUUGUUUGCAGGCAGAACACUACAGUUGACAAGCCAGAGGAAGCCACCAUCAUAGAGAUGCAAGAGCCAGUGUCAUUAACCUUUGCUCUGAGAUACAUGAACUCUUUCACCAAAGCCACUCCGCUGUCAAACACUGUGACCAUCAGCCUUUCUUCUGAGCUACCAGUGGUUGUAGAGUACAAGGUGGCAGACAUGGGCUAUAUCAGGUUUUACUUGGCACCCAAGAUUGAAGAUGAUGAGGACAUGAAGCCUGAAGUCUAGAUUAACAGCUCUUAUCAAUUCAUUCUAGUCUAUUUUGUUCACUUUUGUUAAAGUCUUAUCCUUUGUCUCAAAUUUCCUGUCUGUUAAUCUAGAGUUCCAGAUCUGAAUUUCUAUUGCAAUUGAAAGGGAUCUUAAGUUUUGAUGGAUUAUAUAGCAUAGGAGUUCUAGCUAGAUCUGAUAGGUAAAAUACUCUUGUCAUUUAAUGGUUCUCAUCUCAAAGGGUACCUGGUUUUACGUGUCCUUGCCAAACA